Messenger RNA from Cloeon dipterum, 3057 nucleotides. RefSeq names its product coatomer subunit beta' (gene beta'COP). The record is from RefSeq and is a predicted model, not a curated record. Gene Ontology annotation, biological process: retrograde vesicle-mediated transport, Golgi to endoplasmic reticulum; intra-Golgi vesicle-mediated transport; endoplasmic reticulum to Golgi vesicle-mediated transport. Gene Ontology annotation, cellular component: COPI vesicle coat. Gene Ontology annotation, molecular function: protein binding; structural molecule activity. Bases 143 to 2956 code for a protein of 937 amino acids. Lineage: Eukaryota; Metazoa; Arthropoda; Insecta; Ephemeroptera; Baetidae. The transcript is spliced from 9 exons.
AUUGUGAGUAUGCGUGUUGUGGGUUGUGGGUGUGUUGUCAGGUGUUGUUUCCACUUUCCAGCCAGCUGAAGUCGGCGAUUCCACGUCACUGCGGAAGGAAUCCGCCGAAAUUGACUGAAAUCAGGCCAACUUCACUUCCAAAAUGCCGCUGCGGCUGGAGACGAAGCGCAAACUUAUCGCCCGGUCUGACCGAGUGAAGAAUGUGGACCUGCAUCCUCAAGAGCCGUGGCUGCUGGUGUCAUUGUACAAUGGCAACGUGCACGUGUGGAACCACGAGUCACAGCAGAUGGUCAAGACCAUCGAAGUUUGCGACCUGCCAGUGCGGGCCGCCAAGUUCGUGGCGCGCAAGAACUGGAUCGUCACCGGCUCGGACGACAUGUCUCUUAGGGUCUUCAACUACAACACCCUGGAGAAGGUGCAGGAGGUCGAGGCACACUCUGACUAUGUCCGUUGCAUCGCCGUCCAUCCAACGCAGCCUUACCUGCUUACCAGCAGCGAUGACAUGCUUAUCAAACUGUGGCAGUGGGACAGGUGGGCAUGCCAGCAGGUUUUCGAGGGACACACACACUACGUAAUGCAGGUGGUGUUUAACCCUAAAGACAACAACACGUUCGCGUCAGCGUCGCUGGACAGAACGGUAAAAGUGUGGCAGCUGGGCUCCUCCACGCCCAACUUCACUCUCGAAGGACAUGAGAAAGGCGUCAACUGCAUCGACUUCUGCCACGCUGGCGACAAGCCUUACCUCGUGUCCGGCGCUGAUGACCGGCUCGCCAAGGUUUGGGACUAUCAGAACAAGACGUGCGUCCAAACCCUUGAGGGCCACGCGCAAAACAUCUCUGCAGUCUGCUUCCAUCCUGAGCUGCCGGUGCUGCUUACUGGCUCUGAGGAUGGGACCGUGCGUGUGUGGCACGCGGCCACUUACCGUCUGGAAACAUCGCUAAACUACGGCCUCGAGAGGGUGUGGACUAUUACCUGCCUCAGGGGUUCCAACGACGUGGCCCUUGGUUAUGAUGAAGGCUCUGUUCUUGUCAAGAUUGGUCGCGAGGAGCCGGCCGUGUCGAUGGACACGAGUGGCAAGAUUAUCUGGGCGCGUCACUCUGAACUGCAGCAGUCAAUGGUGAAGGCGAGCGGCGAGGGAGUGGCGGAUGGCGAGCGGCUGUCGCUGGCGGCUAAGGAGAUGGGCGCCUGUGAGAUCUACCCGCAGUCGAUCGCGCACAACCCGAAUGGCCGGUUUGUGGUAGUGUGCGGUGACGGCGAGUAUAUCAUCUACACAGCAAUGGCGCUGCGUAACAAGGCGUUCGGUACCGCGCAGGAGUUUGUGUGGGCGCACGACUCGAGCGAGUACGCGGUGCGCGAGGGCGUCUCCACGGUGAAGGUAUUCAAGAACUUUAAGGAGCGCAAGUCGUGCAAGCCAGAGGGCGGCGCAGAGGGUAUCUUCGGCGGCUUCGUGCUUGGCGUGCGCUCUGCUUCAAGCCUUUCGUUCUUCGAGUGGGAGAGUCUGCGCCUGAUCCGCCGCAUCGAGAUCCAGCCCCGCCACGUUUUCUGGUCUGAGACAGGUGAGCUGCUGUGCAUCGCCACUGAGGACAGCUACUUCGUGCUCAAAUACAACGCUGACGCCGUCACUGAUGCUGCCGACCGCACCGAAGAUGGCGUCGAGGACGCCUUUGACGUCGUCGGCGAGGUCGCAGAGGCGGUCAAGACCGGCCUCUGGGUUGGCGAUUGCUUCAUCUACACCAAUGGCGUCAACAGGGUCAAUUACUACGUUGGUGGCGAGAUUGUGACUGUCGCGCAUCUCGACAGGCCUGCCUAUCUCCUAGGCUACCUGCCGAAGGACAACAGGCUCUACCUCGCCGACAAGGAGCUCAACGUCAUCAGCUACUCCCUCCUCCUCUCGGUGCUAGAGUACCAGACAGCUGUGAUGCGCAAAGACAUGGUAACGGCUGAUCGGGUGCUGCCGACGGUGCCGAAGGAGCAGAGGACCAGGGUGGCGCACUUCCUUGAGAAGCAGGGCUUUAAGAAGCAGGCGCUCGCGGUUUCAACCGACCCUGAACACCGCUUCGACCUCGCCCUGCAGCUGUCUGACUUGGAAACAGCUCUUUGCCUCGCCCGCGAUACGCAGAGCCCGCACAAGUGGCGUCAACUUGCUGACGCCGCCCUCGCAGCCGGCAAAAUCGCCCUGGCCAACGAGUGCUUGGAGGAGGCUAAGGACUUUGGAGGUUUAUUGCUACUGGCCUCCUCAUCAGGGGAUGUGGGGCAGCUGGAGCGUCUGGCGGCGAUGGCGGCCGAGGCAGAGAAGCACAACAUCGCGUUCUCGUGCAACUUCCUGCUGGGUCGGCUGGAUGAGUGCCUGCAGGUGCUGAUCUCAACGCAGCGACUGCCAGAGGCGGCCUUCUUUGCCAGGACCUACCUGCCGAGCCAGGUGUCGCGCGUGGUUAAGUUGUGGAAGGAGGCGCUGUCCAAGGUGAGCGAGAAGGCCGGACAGGCGCUCGCUGAUCCUGAGGAAUACAACAACCUCUUCCCUGGAAUGGCGGACGCUCUAAAGACUGAGCAGUUCCUCAAGCAGCAGCCACUGCUCCCUGCUGCUGCCUACACAAGCCUUAAGCCAAAUAUUGAGCGAUCGGCUGUAGAGGAAAUGCGAGCUGCUGAGGCGUCCGGCUCUUUCCACUACUCGGCACCGCAGCUGCUAGAGGAGAAGGAGGAUGAAGAGGAGGAGGAGGAGGAAGGCUUUGCGGAUGCGGCGGAGGACCUGGCCAAAAUGAGCAUCAACUCGCCACCCGCCCCCUCUGCCCCUGCAGCAGUGCUGCCUAUCCUACAGCCCAUGCCAGCGCCACCCCCCUUGCAGUUGCAGCAGCCGAUCGUGGACGACGACCUCGAUGAAGAUAUCGACUUGGACGACCCUGAAGUUAGAAAAUUGAUGGAAGCUGAGGAUAUAGACGAGGAGGACCUUUUGAAUUAGAUGCAUUUUUGCUUGUUGUACACUCAUUCCAAGCACGUCUUAUUAUGUUAUUGCCGUUACAAUUGUGUAUAAAAUAAAAAGUAUUGAUUUUAUUACUCCAA